UCUGAUUUACUUAUUUUAAGAACCGGUUAAAAAGCUGUAGGUAAAGAUGCAAGUGCACAAGUUAUCGGUUGUUGUACUAUUUGUGGUGGUAGGUGAAGUUUUGAGCAAACAGAAGAAUAGGGAUAAAGGAACAACAGAACAACCUCUAAAUAUAUAUCAAGAUGAGGAGUUCCCAUUUCCUUCUAAACCAGUACGAAGUAGAUCGGAGAACGAAAUAGCUGCAGAAAAGAACAAGCAAUUCUGGUAUCACAAAGCUGCGUCAGCGAUUCAAGAUCGACUUGCCAGAAAAAUAAAUCAAAAUAUUGCCAAAAAUGUGAUUCUAUUUCUUGGAGAUGGAAUGUCUAUUCCAACCAUAGCUGCUACAAGAGUUUAUAUCGGUGGAGAAGAACAACAGCUAUCAUUUGAAAAAUUCCCUUAUACUGGAUUUUCCAAGACGUACUGUGUGGACCACCAAACUGCCGAUUCGGCAUGUUCAGCGACAGCGUAUCUUGGAGGAGUUAAAGCCAACAAGGGUACAGUGGGGGUUACUGCAGCAGUUAACAAAAGAAAUUGCACAGCUAUGAACGAUCCAGACAAUCAUGUCGAAUCAAUUGCUAGACUUUUUCAACUUAACAGAAAAAGAACUGGUCUGGUUACUACUACCAGAGUGACACAUGCUUCACCUGCUGGCAAGUAUUUUAAAAAUAGCGCUAUAUUUAGAUAUAUAAACAAUUGCACAGCCUUUAUUUUAAAUAUAUAUGCUAUUUUACGCGUUUAUGCACAUACUGCUUACAGACAUUGGGAAAGUGAUACUGACGUCCUAGACGACCACGAAAAUCCUAAAGAAUGCGAAGAUAUAGCUCAUCAAUUAGUUUUUGGAAAAACUGGAAAAAAUCUGAACGUGAUAUUAGGAGGUGGGCGAAAAAAGUUUAUACCUACUUACGAGAGAGAUGAUGAAGGAAAAAGAGGUCAUAGAAGCGAUCAUCUGAAUUUAAUUCGGUUAUGGAUGGAACAGAAGGAGGCGAUGAAAGUUAAAUACGAGUACGUGUGGAACAAACAGCAGCUGUUGAAUGUGAAAAAUGAUACAGAAUAUUUGUUAGGUUUAUUUGAAUCAAACCACAUGCAGUACAAUUUAGAAAGAGAUAACGAAACCGACCCUUCGUUAGAAGAAAUGACAGAAGCAGCCAUUGAAGUUCUUCAACGUGGACCAGAUGGAUAUUUUCUUUUUGUGGAAGGCGGUAAAAUUGACAAAGCUCACCACGCUAGCGCUCCACAUAAAGCAUUGGACGAAACAGCUGAGUUUUCAAAAGCUGUCCAAAGGGCCGUAGAGUUGACUAACGAGGAAGACACGUUGAUAGUGGUUACAGCUGAUCAUGCGCAUACCAUGAGUUAUGCUGGGUAUGCAAAACGUGGUAGUGAUGUGUUUGGGUAUGGAGGAAUAGCCAAUGACGAUAACUACUACACAAUAUUGAGUUAUGCCAAUGGUCCGGGAUAUAAAUUGAGGAAAAACAAGAAGCGAUAUGUGCCGUCAGAGGGAGAACUAGAUAAAAUCAGUACCAAAUGGCCAUCAUUAGCUCCUCUACGUGUGGAAACUCAUGGGGCAGACGAUGUUGGUAUUUUUAUAAGAGGACCCCAAGCGCAUCAUUUUACCGGAGUAAUGGAACAGAAUGUACUCCCACAUUUAAUGGCUUUAGCAGCAUGCGUGACCGAAAACUCUUCAUGUGAUAAUACUUAUAUAAAGCAACCUUAACAAAUUAGCAUUACAAUAUCUUUAAGUGUAAAAAACUAAUGCGCCCA
This is a messenger RNA of Diabrotica balteata, 1776 nucleotides long. Lineage: Eukaryota; Metazoa; Arthropoda; Insecta; Coleoptera; Chrysomelidae. The record is from the annotation of a GenBank genome assembly.